AAGUAUAAUAUCGGCCAGAAAAAAUCAGUGCUAGAGCACAAUCAUGUCCGUGCCUUGGCCGACACUUAAAUGAGCUAUUAAAAUGUAUCGGACGCUGCUGCGGCUGUCUUAUCGUCGGCGCGGGAUGCGCGCGCGCACGCCGCCGCUCGGACUCGCACACAUAUCAAUUCUUUAUUUUACAACCUGACAUUUUACAACUCGGGUUUUUGGAAACAACUCCGCACUCGAAAAGCCACGGAUUAAACGAGUAGUCACUAUCGCGCGUUGACAACGCCGGCAGUGUCGUGUGUUACCAGCCGAAUGUUCACCACUCUUUCACUUUUACCCGCGCGACACCGUUCAGUAUUACGAUACUUACGACAUGAGCGCUCUCGCAGAGCCCAUCUGGGGCUCCGACGACCUCACCAAGUCGAACAUCAGGCUCACAGACACCGAAAGCAGAAGCAGAUCCAUCCGGGAAAAUUGCAAAUCUAUUUUGAAGAAACUCAAAUAUUUCUACGUGGAAACCACCGUCGAGCCAUGCCUGUUUGUUUACAUGCUGUGCAUCGCGCUCUCCACGCUCGCCGUACAGAAUAUGCACUUGGAAAAAGCGUGCAGAGUCAACUUCAAGUUCGGUGACGACAUCUGCGACCGCAUCAGAGAUCGCAACACCACGGGCCUCGAAGAUGAAUUGAAUAAAAUCGAAUCAUUGGUAGCGAAAGUGACCGCUUGGAAGUUCCCGUUGCAAACUGGUAUACCAGCUGUCAUGGUGCUCUUUGUGGGUGCUUGGAGCGACAAAACAAAGAAGAGGAAAAUAUGUAUUCUUUUCCCGAUGGUCGGGGAAAUUGUAACUAAUAUAGGGCUUCUGCUGGCGACGUAUUAUUUUGACGAGCUGUCGGUGUCGGGGACAGUGUUGAUAGAAGCCCUGCCCCCCGCGCUCACCGGUAGCUACAUAAUAGUGUUUAUGGGUAUGUACAGCUUCAUGGCUGACAGAACUUCAGUGGAGAAUAGAACUUUCCGCCUCGGAAUUGUUACAAUAUUCGUGAAUCUGGGGACCCCCCUGGGAACGGCCCUGAGUGGAAUAGUGCUCCGCGCUAUUGGGUAUUACGGAAUAUUCACAUUGGUUCUAUGUUUGCACAUUAUUUCGUUUCUAUACGGUAUUUUGAAACUCGAAGACAGUGUAUGUGAGGAAGACAAUGACACAUGUGGUUCUAGCGAUGGUUCAAUGAACCGGUUAGUGGAAAAAAUUAAAGAGGUUUUGGGUCUAGUCAUUAAUACAGUGGCAGUGGUUUUCAAAAAACGUGAUGGCAGAGGAAGGACUUUGAUAAUCUUAGUAUUGGCGCUGUAUCUUCUAAUGGUGGGGCCUCUUUAUGGUGAUUCACAAGUGGCGUAUCUCUACGCGAUCCGGCGGUUCAGUUUUGACGAAGUGGAGUACAGCAUCUACGGAGCUACCAACUCCGUCCUGGGCAUUGUAGGAACUCUUUUCUGCGUCUCUCUCCUCAGCAAGAAGCUGCGAGUAGAGGACAGCGCUAUCGGGGGACUCGCAGGAGUGAGCAGGAUAGCCUCAUGUUUCGUGAUUGCGUUCGCCCCGAACCGUGAUUGGUUCUACUCGGCGCCGGUCUUCAACAUAUUCAGCUCUACUGGACUGGCAGCUGUGCGGUCUAUCGCUACAAAGGCAGUGCCUACAAAGGAAAUCGCCAAGCUGAGCGCGUUGAUGGGAGUGAGCGAGGCGCUGGCCCCCUCCAUAUACUCGCCGGCUUCCAAUCACAUCUAUGUGAAAACCAUAGACUAUUUUCCAGGCGCCUUCUACAUGUUUGACGCGGUACUUACGGGUCUCGCGUUGGUGUUAUUUUUAAUUGUUUACAUCAUAAUGCGAAGAAGAAAUAUUGCAGACCAUGAAAACGAACAAGUACCUAAAAGUAAUGAAGUUUCAAGAUUUUAGAUGUGGUUGCUUAGUUACAUAAAUUUAUGUAAGCCUUAUUUUCCUUAGGUAUUCAUGAACUUUUAUAACCGUCGACCACGGUUACAGCAGACCCCUUAGCAUGAAUUUUCAUCGUGAACGUGAAGUAGAAUUCAUCGAGUAAUUUGUAUGAAAAUAUAAACAGCGCCCCUGGCGGUCGGUAGCAGAACUAAAAUUUCCCUACAAAAUUCAUCGAGUAAUUUCACGUCACGUUCACGAUGAACAUUCAAUUCACGCUAAGGGGUCAGAUAUAGUAUGUAUAAUAGUUCGGUAUCCAUUACGACGGAUUUUUAAUUAGGCUUUUAGUUAUUUCGAAACUAAAAUUUACGUAGGUAUAUUUAUGCGUUAAUAAAUUAAUCAUGUGAACAUUAUAGGUUAAAUCGACUUGAGGAAUCAAAUAUCAUUAGCUGUAUUAAAUGUCUCAAGUGCCUAUUUAUUUACUGUGAUUUAUUUAAGUAUAAGUAAUAGAUAUUUCUCGGUGUUUAUAAGAUGAGAUAUGUUUACUCUCAUUAGAUGUGAAGACUAUGAAUCAUAAAUAUUUUAUUCUUUUGAAUUUAAGAUGUCUAACUAUACAUAUAGGUACUUACAUAGUAUGCAGAUGCAGGUAAAUAAAUGAAUAAUAUUGAAAUAGUAUUUAAGUAAAAUGAGACAGAAUAGUGAUAUUUUACGUAAGACUGGACUGCUUUCCCAUAGGUUAAGUAAAAAUAUAAAUAAAUAUACCUAACUAAUCCA
This is a messenger RNA of Plutella xylostella (diamondback moth), 2671 nucleotides long. RefSeq names its product putative peptidoglycan muropeptide transporter SLC46. Gene Ontology annotation, biological process: transmembrane transport. Gene Ontology annotation, cellular component: membrane. The record is from RefSeq and is a predicted model, not a curated record. Lineage: Eukaryota; Metazoa; Arthropoda; Insecta; Lepidoptera; Plutellidae. Gene Ontology annotation, molecular function: transmembrane transporter activity.